AGGAGCGGCGGAGCACCACUCAGCAGGGCACCGUUCCUCACCGUCGUCGCCACCAUGAUGUGCUCCGCUCUCAGGUGGUCAGUAUGGCUACUGUGUGCCUCCAGCCUCACCAACGGCCAGUUCAGUAACCUCCGGCCACUACGAGGAGUCCUGCAUGACCUGGGAGGCUUCGGGGACCUCAGCAACAGCGUCAGCAGCAGCAGUAGCAGCAGCAGCAGCGGCAGCAGCAGCAGAAGCGGUCAUACGCCCGUGCCUCAAGACGUGACCGAUGCCUUGAAAGCGGGAUUGGAUAUUGCUCAAGAAAUACUAGACAUGGAGACAGCUGAAGGGACCCGUCUGAGGACCACGCUGGAGGACCACCCGCUGGAGCAGAGCGCCAUGCUUCUUUUCAACUUCAGACGCGCAGAGCCGGAAGCCAAGCGAGCUGCCGCCUGCCAGGGCAGACUUCUGCUGGAGGCUUCCAAAUUCUACGUGAAGAGGUACAACAUAUCUGCCGAGGACGUCCAGUAUUUCCUGACGGAGCUGAACGCGCUGAUCGAGCCGGAGGAGUGCCGGAGGCUGAGGCCCCGAGGCUGCGAGGCGGCGCUGGGGCCCCCGCGCUGCUCCCCCCUCUACCCUUACCGCUUCGUCGACGGCUCCUGCAACAACCUCCGCAACCCCAAGUGGGGGGCGGCCAUGACCCCCUUCGUCAGAUACCUGGUCCCUGCUUACGAGGACGGUGUGGAUGCCAUGCGGGGUGAGGGCCGGACGGGUGAGUGGGCGCUGCCUUCACCUCGCACGGUGAGUCGAGUGCUGCACGAAGGGGAGCGGCGCCCCCCACUCCCUCACAUGACCCUGAUGGUGAUGCAGUGGGGGCAGUUCAUUGACCACGACAUUGUCCACACCCCGGAGGCGGCAGUGGUUGGUCACAACGGACAGACGAUGCCGGUGACCUGCUGCAGGGACGGGGGUCUCUUCAACGACCCCGUCGACUUGGCCGAGGCUUGCCGGCCCAUCGACGUCUCGGCCGAUCCGCUCUUCGCCUCCAAUGGCAGGAUAUGCAUGAGAUUCGUGAGGUCUCUCAUCGCCAGCAGGAGCUGCAAGCUGGGUCCUCGAGAACAGCUGAACCAGGUGACAGCGUACGUGGACGGGUCUACGGUGUACGGGUCCACUCCAGAGGUCGCUGCCAACCUCCGGACGCACCAGGGAGGGAGACUCCGCAGGUCCAGAGGUCCGGGCGCCGGACAGGGCCACUUCCUGCCCCAAGUCACAUGUGGUCAUAGUGGAGUCUGCUUCAGGGCAGGGGACGAGAGAGUGAACGAACAGCCCGCCCUGACCUCCAUGCACACACUGUGGCUGCGGGUCCACGAGGGCCUCGCCGCCCAGCUCGCCGCCAUCAACCCCCACUGGGACGACGAGAGGAUCUACCAGGAGAGUCGCCGGGUGGUGGCAGCUCUGAUCCAGCAGACGACCUACAGAGAGUUCCUGCCUCUGAUCCUCGGGGACGCCCUGAUGAGAGAGUUCGACCUGUACCCGAGUCCCAUCGGCCUUCACCCCACCUACGACCCGAACGUCGACUCCUCCAUCGCCAACAGCUUCGCCACCGCUGCCUAUAGGUUUGGUCACACUCUGGUGAACGACAUCCUGGAGGGCGCCGGGAGGAAUGUGUCGCUUCUGGGGAGCUUCAUGGGCCCGCACGUGCUCCACGAGUUCGGCACGAGUCCCUCGGACCUGCUGCACGGCCUGGCCACCUCGCACUCCCAGGCGGCAGACUCCUACAUCGUCCCCACACUCACCAACAAACUCUUCGCCAGACCACAAGACGCUGUUGGACUAGACCUCAUGGCCCUCAACAUCCAGGAAGAAAGGAGUGUGGAGGACAUCGACUUGUUCCCUGCAGGGCUGGCGGAGGUGGCGGCGCAGGGCGGCCUCCUGGGACCCACACUCUCCUGUAUCAUCGCCCAGCAGUUCUCCAGUCUCAAGAAAGGCGACAGGUUUUGGUACGAGAACAGCAAACAACCUGAGCCAUUCUCUAAAGGUCAGCUGGAGGCGCUGAAGCAGACCAGCUUGGCCUCCGUCAUGUGUGGCCACCUUAGCCUCCACUCCCUCCAGCCCAGCCCCUUCCUCACCCCAGACAACAACAGGAACCAACCCCGGAUCUGCAGUUCCUACCCGAGGUUGGACACGCGACUGUGGCGGGAGGUGUUGCAGCCUUCCUCAGUUCCUGUCCCUCAGCCUGUAUCUCAGUCUGUGCCUCAUCCCACUCCACAGCCUACACCAAAGCCCACGCCACGGCCUACACCAAAGCCCACUCCACGACCUACUCCAAAGCCCACGCCACAGCCUGCACCACAGUCUGUACCAUAUCCUGUACCACAGUCCAAGCCACAGCCUGCACCAUACCCUGUACCACAACCAAUACCAACAGAGUCGUGUCGAGGCGUCGGGGUGUGGCGGUACCUGCCCGGUAUAGACGGCUGGUGUACCCUCAACUGUCUCCAGCACACCGUGUCCUUCUGCCCGUCCACGCAUUGCUACUGUCCCUUUUACUACUGAAGGGGCCUCCCAUCGCCUUUGCACACAGCAUCUAGGUUUCAACAGACGACAUCCCUAUUCAACAGUGUUUGGACUCAACAAAUGGUGUCUAGAUUCGACACACGGAGUCUAGAUUCGAUAAACGGCGUCUAGAUUCGUUAAACGGGGUCUAGAUUCGAUAAACGACGUCUAGAUUCGAUAAACAGCGUCUAGAUUCGACAAACGUAGUCUAGAUUCGACAAACGGAGUCUAGAUUCGAUAUAUGUCGUCUAGAUUCGACCGAUGGCGUCUAGAUUUAACGGACGACUUGCACAUUCAACAGACGGCACCUAGAUUCAAGAGUCAGCACCAAGAUUUCCUCAGGCAGCAUCGACGUGCCCUAAAACACUGACCAACUGCGCUGGACACGUCAACCUGCACAGACAGUACAGACCGAUAAUGUACGUUGGCCUGUACGUAAAAAACGCGCCCAAAUGUUUGAUUGGAACAUGUUGAGGACGCGUGACAGUGGUCGACGCGGGUUGACAUGAAUCGAUAGACAAUUAGUGCGAAAUCCGCCGCCAAUAAUUCGAUUAAUUAUUUAAUAUUACAAGCAAUUUCAGUGACGAGGAGUUAGGCAAGACUUAUGUGAAAUUAAUACAGGGUUAUCCAUCCCAGAUCUCAUUACUUAUUUUUAAACGAAACGUUCAUAUUAGAGAUUAUGUGUUGCAUCUGCAUGUUGAUCCCAGGUCAGGUGUGGCGGGGUCGCUAUACACUCGAGCGAUGAUGCACGUUCCGAAAUGUACAGUGUUGUAUACAGGGACUUGAGACUCUGUGUAUGGAAUAUACAGAUCUCUCAACAGGUACCUUGCUUGGUGCACCGUUCGUCCCAGCCUGGUGUGGUGCACCAUGCGCCACAGCCUGGUGUGGUGCACCGUGCUCCACAGCCUGGUGUGGUGCACCGUGCACUCCAACCUGGCUAUAACCCAGCCUCCGCAGGUGCUCCUGUUACACCGAACGCACUAUAUACACCAGUCUUUCAGCCACAGUUAACUGGAUCAGUGUGUGAUAUUCGUGGGCAUUCUUACACGCUUAUUGUGCAACCUGAUCAACAGCCCCCCCCCCCCCCCGCGUUGCUUGCAAGAGUGUGGUGACAGCCGGGGUCCGGGAGCUACCAUCUGAUCAGUGUUGAAGCUUUUAGGUAGAUAUUUCUGUUGACAUGCUGAUUUGUGUUUUUUUUAAUAGAUGAAUAAAGCAGUCAGAAGUGAUUGUUUGUGGCACUCAUUUGUGAUUGUUUGUGAUACUCAGCAGUAAUUGUAGCACUUAGUUGUUAUUGUUUGUGGCACUCAGCAGUGAUUGUAGCACUCAGAAGUGAUUAUUUAUGGCACUCAAUCACUCAUCAGUGAUUGUAGAACUCAUCAGUGUUGAUGAUACUCAGCUGUGGUUGUUACAGCAGUGAUUGUUGAUGAUAAUACUCUUAUGACAUAUCUCUAUGUUCUCGUCAUUAAACAUUAUGUGAAGGAGUUUCUCUGCUCUAAAUAAAACUGUAGUGUCUUUAA
Molecule: messenger RNA, 4052 nt
Organism: Procambarus clarkii (red swamp crayfish)
Lineage: Eukaryota; Metazoa; Arthropoda; Malacostraca; Decapoda; Cambaridae
Source: RefSeq, a predicted model, not a curated record